This is a messenger RNA of Phyllotreta striolata, 800 nucleotides long. NCBI's taxonomy places the organism in Eukaryota, Metazoa, Arthropoda, Insecta, Coleoptera, Chrysomelidae. The record is from the annotation of a GenBank genome assembly.
GAAUAUCCUGAAAUAUCACCAUGGUGAGUAUGCAUUGGUGUCCAUCGAGCGCCCCGUCGUCCUUCGAGCCCUUCAGGGCGCUAUUCUGCGUGCGUAUUUUCGAAUUCGCCCGAAAGAUGGUUGCGAAAUUUCGGUAAAUAAGUUUCGCGAUGACGAACCGGUGAAUAAUCUGCCGCAAUGCGGAACUCCCGUUUGUACCAACGAAAAUAACUCGAUGUUCGUUGGGAUUGUUGCACCCGUGUUUUUCGCUCGGGAUGCGGUUGAUGUCCGUUUGAAACGUCCUAUCGAUCUGUUGCAUAUUGGGUGUUGACAAUAACAAACGUUGACGUUUUUUUUUUUGUAUUUCGUAGGCUGACCAACUCACCGAAGAACAAAUUGCCGAAUUCAAAGAAGCUUUCUCGUUGUUCGAUAAAGACGGCGAUGGUACGAUUACUACGAAAGAAUUAGGUACAGUAAUGAGAUCUCUAGGACAAAAUCCUACAGAAGCUGAAUUACAGGAUAUGAUCAAUGAAGUAGAUGCCGAUGGUAAUGGAACAAUCGACUUCCCAGAAUUCUUAACGAUGAUGGCGCGUAAAAUGAAAGACACAGACAGUGAGGAAGAAAUUCGCGAAGCAUUCCGAGUAUUCGAUAAGGACGGUAACGGUUUCAUUUCGGCGGCGGAGCUGCGCCACGUGAUGACCAACCUUGGUGAGAAAUUGACGGACGAAGAAGUCGAUGAAAUGAUUAGGGAGGCCGAUAUCGACGGUGACGGUCAAGUCAAUUACGAAGAGUUUAUCAGGACACACCUGCUAGCUAAGUGA